Messenger RNA from Electrophorus electricus (electric eel), 1507 nucleotides. It is a transcript of the gene zp3f.2, whose product is annotated as zona pellucida glycoprotein 3f, tandem duplicate 2. Gene Ontology annotation, cellular component: extracellular matrix. Gene Ontology annotation, biological process: positive regulation of acrosome reaction; egg coat formation; binding of sperm to zona pellucida. The record is from RefSeq and is a predicted model, not a curated record. Lineage: Eukaryota; Metazoa; Chordata; Actinopteri; Gymnotiformes; Gymnotidae. Gene Ontology annotation, molecular function: acrosin binding.
CACGCCCAUAUAUGAAAUUAGUUCAUUUUUAUUAUAUAUAUAAAAAACACUUAUUGGUGUUUCAGAUGCUAUCUCGGAGCAUUUUAACCAAAUCGUUAUGCACGUAAUUUAAAACACUGUUCAAAUGCAAUUUCCUGUGUUCUUAUCCAAUUUUUGAAGUUGCUGAUUUUCUGCUUCCAUACAGGUGCUAACUGUUGUAGUUAGCUGAUUGGAGAGCUAUAUGAUGGGACGGUACAACUGCAUUCAGCUGCUGGUCUUCCAUGCUUACCAUUUAAAAUCACAGACCCUUCCGUACCGCGACUAAACCCACCAUGGUUUUCUUGUGGCACGGUCUUUUCAUUUUGGCAACUUCCACAUUAGUUUUGACUGAUGAUGCAAAUAUUAAUGUGAAAUGCAGAAAGGACUCUGUUAUAGUUACGUGGAAGGUUGGCCAAGCCCUGGCCAGUUAUCCCUCACGGCUUCUCUUGGGCAACUGUGCUCCUUCAAAAUUCUCACGUACAUCAGAUGGAGGCGGGAAGGCAGUUUUUCACUACCGACUAUCUGAAUGCCGUUUCAGACAAAUGAGAACAAAGAAGCUGCUUGUCUUUAAAAAUAUGCUGGCCUUCAGGCCACUGAUGGGGCAAUAUACCACUACGACCAACUAUCCCAUUGAGUGCGCUUUUGAAAGGCCUGAAUGGGUGCGUCCCUAUCUUGAGCCUGCUUUUGGUGCUUUGCAAGAUUAUGGAAGGCUGGUCUUCAGCAUGGGCCUGCUAAAUGAUGACUUGAGUGGCCCAGCACUCUCGAAUGUCUUUACCCUGGGGUCCUUUAUUUACGUCUGGGCUGCAGUGGAACAGCAGAUGCACCAGCCCCUAAUGCUGUAUAUGGAGGAGUGUGUGGCCACCAACACUGCAGUAAUUGGACCAGACUCUCAGAUUUUUCCAGUAAUUGCUAACCAAGGAUGUCUUGUGGAUAAGAGUUCAAGGUUCUUGCCAAGAUCUGAUUCCUCUUUUCUGCUGCUUCAGCUGCAAGCCUUCAAAUUUGCAAUGGGCUCAGAAGUGUACCUCCAUUGCAAACUAGUGGUAUGGGACCCUGAUGAUCUAAAUGAAGAAAAGAAGGCUUGCAAUUUCAACAGAGACCUUGGAAAAUGGGAACUCUUGGAUGACCCUUUUCAGAAUGACCUGUGCCAUUGCUGUGACUCUGGAUGUAGGACAAGGAAGCAGAGCUUCCAGUCUGAACCCAAAGAACUUGCUCAAAGACGUGUAUUGGGACCACUGGUUAUAAAUUCCAGUACUUCAAACAAUGACGGCAACAAAAGCGCCUUCUUGGAUCUGACACAGCUGUAGUGGCUCCGGAACUUGUGGGUGGGGGUUGUACUGGGUCACUUGGAACAUCUGCAUGUAUGAGGUCAAUGACUGAAGCUUGUAAAAUUUGUUGCAUAGAAUUUGCCUUAGACUAGCCACAUCCUCAUUACCAAGAUGUUUCCCACCCCUUCCCAGUCAUCGGGAAGAAUAAAACCAUUGGUUGGUAA